AUGGUGUUCUUAUGUAAAAAAUGUAACCAAACGUUUGCGGACAUUUUUGAGUACAAGCAACACAUAAUCAGUCAUUCCGAGCAAGCGAGUAAUGUGUCGUCCUCAUCAUUGUCCAAAACAACAACAACAACAUCACCUCCAAAUGUUCCUACCAACAAGGUUUUGAAUUCUUCUGCUCAAACGCAACAGUCCAAACAAUAUAUUCCUCAACAUGCUAUGGCGAUGCAAAAUAGUUAUCCACAGCGUGAGUAUGUCCAUGAACCACCAUCUUCUUUGACAUCUCCACCAUAUCAUCAACACUCCAAUUAUUCAACGGGUGUUCGUGAGGCUGUUCAUCAAUCCUCUUCUUCAACGCCAAGCAUAACAACAGUUAGAACUUCUCCGUCAGUUGUGUAUUCUGAAUCCAAUUUGGGUUCACAUCGUUCGGAAAGUACACAGAGCAAUAUAAGUGGCAGUUCUAAAAGUAGUAGCGAGUUGAGGUCACCAUCUCCUCAACACUUACUUCCAUCGUACGACAGUAGAAUGUAUUCAAAUCAUCAGCCAUUCUAUCCUCCUCAUCAUCAUUAUCAAUAUGCUCCACAACAACCUUAUUAUGGACAUAUUCCAAACUCUUUCAAUCCUUCAGUUAUACCAACAACUUACCAUCCACAAUAUUCCCAAGAUCAAGAAAUAGAUCAUCUUUGUAAAAAUUUUGAUACUGGUGUGAAUUUAGGUUCAAGACCUUAUAUGAACAACAUGGAAUCAAUGAGAAGCAAGUGGUAUUGUCCAAUUUGUGACGUUGAAUGUAACAGCCAACAAAAAUUGAAUGAACAUUUGCAAGGAAAAACGCAUUUGAAAAAGCUGAAAAAUCAGCAUUUGAUUUCAGGACAUAUUUCACCACCAAAUGUGAAUGAAGAAAAGCCCUCCAGUUCAGCGUCAACACCAACAGCUUUUUCUUCUCUAAGCGAUUUAAAAGAUAUUAUAGAGUUUCACAAACGUCAAACCGGUGACUGGUUUAAAUGUAAAAUUUGUGAUGUUGAAUGUAAUGGCCCGGAUGUAUUGAUGAAUCACUUGGGCGGAAAGCAGCACAAGAAAAACCAAGAGAGAUACGAUCUAAAAUCUAAAUUAUUUCAUACAGAAAGCGCUCAAAGUAACAUGGAUCCUCAGCAAAGAACUACUCGGGAUCAUGAGCAUACUACAAGCAACGAUACUGACUCAAGUUUAGAAACAAUAACGGAAAUGAUAAACUCAGGAAAAUUGAUCAAAAAAGACGAAGGAAGCGAAGAAGGCUUUUUUUGCGCUGUAUGUGAAACGUUUUGCAAUAGUCUCGAUGCCCUCAAAGACCAUCUUUCUGGAAAAAAGCAUUUAAAAAAUAUGAAAAACGCUGCCGCUUUGGAGCUAAGAGAAAAGAGUUUGAAAUUACAAACUCCAGCUUCUCUUAAUCAACAAUUGCCCCAAAUGGAGGUCUAUCAAGUGAAGGGUAUAACGAAUGAUCGAUAUGCAGAUUUUGAUAUAUCACGAGGAGUUCAAAUUUUAGAAUACUUUUUUACCAAAGUGUAUUUCCAAAAGCCUUCUUACAUCGAGAUUUCUGAGGGCCCACCUCACGCAAUGAUAUUUAAAUGUAUAAUUAAGAUGGAAUCUCAUAAUUUUGUUGUAGAAGGAAUAGCCUCUUCUAAAAAAGAUGCAAAACGUUAUGCAGCUAUAGAAACAUGUAGGGUACUGAAUCAGAAAGGGUUGUUAAAAGAAGUGGUUCCGGAUUAUUUAUAUUACAACCCCCUUAGCUUCCCCUCAAACAAAUAG
This is a messenger RNA of Naegleria lovaniensis, 1779 nucleotides long. RefSeq lists its product as uncharacterized. Gene Ontology annotation, molecular function: double-stranded RNA binding; single-stranded RNA binding; zinc ion binding. Lineage: Eukaryota; Heterolobosea; Eutetramitea; Acrasida; Naegleriidae. Gene Ontology annotation, cellular component: precatalytic spliceosome. The record is from RefSeq and is a predicted model, not a curated record. The transcript has a single exon. The coding region runs from base 1 to 1779 and encodes 592 amino acids.